UGAUAACGAAAGUGAAAGUUUUGUUCAUUUUCAACCAUGUGCGAACACGAAGAGAAAUCUUCCCAAAAAAUGGGUAAAAUAAAUUACAAAACGUCGAAAAAUAAGCUCAAACGAUUCCCUCUCAGUACCGAAGAAUUGAAUAAACUCAGUAAAACUGAUUCCGGUAUCGUACUUCGAAAAAAUUGUCGCCACCAGUUGAAACUUCGAUACGAAGCUACUCCAGUCAAUUCGGAUAAUUUCAAGCAACAUGUGCUGGAAGAACUCGAUAAAAAAACACUGCGUUUCAAUACUAAGUUGAAUGAUAUGAUUUUACGUAUUUGUAAUAUAAGAAUUCUUCAACCCAUCGAAGCUGAUCGUUGUCGAAGACUAAAUGUUACCUGUAUCGCCGAUAUCUAUGUGUUUAAGCCUCAGUGCGGUAGUAUUUUAUCAGCCAUUGUCAAUAAAAAAAGUGAUAGUCAUCUGGGUUGCAUUAUGUACGACAUUUUCAACGUAUCGAUUAUAAAACCAACAGAAAUACCUUACUGUGAUUGGCCUGGAAGAAGAAUUAAAGUAAACGAUCGUGUUGUUUUCAAAGUAUUGAAAGUUGAUGUGUCCGAAGUGAUUCCUUACAUAAUUGGCGAAUUAGUAACCGAUGAUGUUUAUCCAUCGAACGGUCGCGAUCGAGAUGAAGAAUACGAUAGUGUGAUAAGUACGGAUUAUAAUAGCACAGGAACAUCGGGAGACCAAUACUCUGAACUUGAUGAUUUAAUCGAAUCUGCUGAAAAACAAAAACCUAAAAAAAGAAAAUUAUCUUUGAAAACGCCGACUAGAGAUAUACCAACGAAGAAGAGACGUUUAAUGUGAUACUUUGAACAUUGUGAACCAAUCUGUUUUUUAUUAUUUUACUUCAACGCUUAUUAAAUUUUUAUAUUCGAA
Molecule: messenger RNA, 915 nt
Organism: Planococcus citri (citrus mealybug)
Lineage: Eukaryota; Metazoa; Arthropoda; Insecta; Hemiptera; Pseudococcidae
Gene: Polr1F
Product: RNA polymerase I subunit F
Exons: 4
Coding region: 37-843 (268 amino acids)
Biological process (GO): DNA-templated transcription initiation
Cellular component (GO): RNA polymerase I complex
Source: RefSeq, a predicted model, not a curated record